Molecule: messenger RNA, 969 nt
Organism: Cyclocybe aegerita
Lineage: Eukaryota; Fungi; Basidiomycota; Agaricomycetes; Agaricales; Hemipholiotaceae
Source: the annotation of a GenBank genome assembly
AUGAGCGGACUUAAAGUCAAAACUGACCCUGUCGACAACGUCCGUCGCGACGCCAAGGACGGCGCCUACCACUGCCCCCAAUGCGAUACACCUUUCACGCGAAGGUCUAACCUUCGUCGACACUUCCAGAUCCACACUCGAAACACCAUUCAUAAAUGUGACACCUGCGAUGAAGAGUUCAGCUCCAAACAAGAGAUGCAGGCGCAUACCUCGACGUGCUACCCUUGGAGUCCAACGACUGAUCGAACACUGCGGCCCAACGACAGCUCCUUCGUCCACGACAUCUUUCCCGACAGCGCUGGCGCUCUCUCCUUGACGUCAAGGCCGACGAACACCAUGCCCUACGGCCAGGACUAUCUUUCGUCGUCGGGGUUGUUCCCAAACUUCGAUUCCCCAGAUGCAAGAUAUCAAGGAAACUACCAUGCGCUAGACAUGGCGAUGACCCCUCUCUCUUCGGGGACAAUUGUCCCUCCAGGCUCGCCACUAUCGUCAUUUGAUGGGAAUCCAGCAAGUCAACACACCUUUUCCCAGCGUCGUCCCAGCACAUCCUCCUCACUGAGCUCCUCAUCGGCAUCCUCAUCACCCUUGAGUUACACACACUCCAUCGGUCAUCCGCAUGCUACCUGCUACAACGGGUUUAUUCCCAACGAUUCGCGGCAGCCCAACAUGGGCAAUUGGAACGGGUCAGCGCCGCUUACACCAGUCACUCCGGUCGAGGAGCCAGUGUAUACCCGCCAACAAGUGAAGGACAUGAUUGAUGUUGUUAGCGAGUGCCUGAUUGACACUAUGGAGAAUGUGAUCACUCGGUCGCAGCCCAGUCCUGGCGGGCCAAUUCACUUCCAAUCCGCCUCGGGGCAGCUGGUCCACUCGAUCCGGGAUGCUGACUUCCGACAAACGGUUAUCUCUGAAGCUGUUCCUCGUGUGUUCUACAGGAUACACAGUAGGGGCCUGAACGAUCAAAAACUCUAG